UUUGUUUGCGGCACUUGCAACGUGGUUAAAUCAUAGAAGUGCUAAAGGUUUGAGGUGUUAUGAGGGAAUAACAUACAAAUGAAAGGAGAAGGAGAAAUAAGGACGAUAUGUCUCGUUUGACAGGAAAGGAGAAGCAAACCACACCAGAGCAUCCUCCAACUACCCACGUUGUCGAGAAAACUGACUGACUGAAAAGAAGUCGCCUACCUCCCACACCCAAAGACAAUAACUCAUCUCACACACCCAAAAAAAGAAAUAGAUAACUGUCGCUGUGUAGGGUAUAGGCUUACAAGAAAUCGCAUUUGUGAAGCGCAUUAUAUCGCAACUCAUCGGCAAGCUCUAUGCUCUUUAGAAUCAAUAUCAUUACCCCCAGCAGACUCUGGAACUCUCAUAAACAUUCUCAGCUUCCCGGAAAGCAUACGGUACAAGGAGCUGAUUGAGCGGUCAAACACUAACAAACUGGCCAGAGAUCUUUCGCUGUCUGAGGCCGGGUACCCAUUCCCACCAGGGUGAAGUAGGGGAAAGUCGUGGAAAUUAACGUUCUUAUAGGACACAACAUCGGGUCUCUGACGGUAUUUCGAACCCACGACCUUACGGUUGUGAUCAGUCCGAGAGCCUAACCUCUUGGCCACCGACGACACUGGAGAGUGUGGAUUUUGUUAAAUAGUGUGGUCGGUGAGAUCGGAUUGUGUUAAGUAGUGAGGUUGGAUCGUGUUAAGUGGGGAAUUGGUUGUGUUUAUUAAUGAGUGUGGAUUGUGUUAACCUUCAGAGCGUGGAUUGUGUUAACAGAGAGUGCGGAUUCUGUUAACAACUGAGCUAACCGGAGAGCGUGGAUUUUGUUAACGAUUGCGUUAACUAGAGGGUGCGGAUUCUGUUAACUGCAGAGCACGGAUUUUGUUAACGAUUGUCUUAACUAGAGAGCGUGAAUUGUUUUAUAUUAGACAGCGUAGAUUUGGGCUAACUAGAUUGGAUUGUAUAAACCUCUAAGGUGUGUGGAUUGUCUUAACUCGAGAGCGUGGACUGUGUUAACGAUUGUGUUAACUAGAGAGCGUGGAUUGUAUAAAACUGUAAGGUGUGCGGAUUGAGUUAACCGUCGUGUUAACGAAAGAGUGCGGAUUGCGUUAACUCCCAAGUGUUGUGACGAGAUGGCCCAGGAUUCUGUGUGCCUGGACGCGGCGCCAAAAGUCCCCCUGAGGCUGAACAAAAGGAGUAACUUCCAACUGAUGCGUACAUGGUCGUUCCCGGGCAAAGCGGUGACCUUUGACCCGCUCAGGAACAGGUCCACAGGCUCUCUUGAUGGCGACAACAGCGAGCGGAAGGUUCUGUUCUCCGACUCCUCGAUGGACAGUUCCGCGUCCUUCGACAGGAAACUCUACAAGAGUGGGGAGAAAAGCCUGUCUGCCUUCAAACUGUCCAAGAGGGAGUCGCUCAAGGAGAAGAAGAAGAGCUACCGCAGCCAGAAGAAGGAGGUUGCGCGGGAGAUCAUGAACUCGGCGUCGGACCAGUCCAUCGUCCUGAUGGCGGACUGGCUCAAGGUGCGCGGCACGCUCAAGGGCUGGAGCAAGCUGUGGUGUGUCUGCAAGCCCUCCAUGCUCGUCAUCUACAAGAGCGAGAAGAUGAAGGUACGAAUGUACGCGUGUGGUGGGGGAACGUUUGGGUGCGAGAAGAUGAAGGGCCCCAAAGGGGAGACCAUCGGUGCUUUUGUUCAGCCUCUUCCAAUGUCAUAUGCAAUCUUCAGAGCUCCCUCAGAGAAUCAAGGCAAGUGCUGGAUGGACGGCCUGGAGUUGGCUCUCCGCUGCACCAGCCUGAUCAAACGCACCACGUCGCGCGCACAGGACCUGUCAGACAGCGAGCUACACGCCGCGCUGCACACGGCCACCCAGGGGGGUCCCCUCUCGGCUGAGCUGGGUCUGAGCGCGCCCGACGACCCCGAGGCAGAGGAACAGAUGGAGGAGUCGGAGGUCAUCGUGGACCACGAGAGUGAUGAUGACGAUCACUCGAGCAUGGGACUGAGUGAGUCGGAUUUUGAGCUGGCUGAUGGUGAGGGCAAGCAGCAGGACGUGCCGCGAGUGGAAGAAACUCUGUAUGUGGCGAAUGAGGUGGAGGAGCUGGGGCAGCAAGGCGACGCCUGUCAGACGGAGGAGGUCAACGAUGAGAACAAAAGUCUGAUCUGGACACUGGUCAAACAGGUUCGGCCGGGCAUGGACUUGUCCAAGGUCGUUCUGCCGACCUUCAUCCUGGAGCCGCGCUCCUUCCUGGACAAGCUCACCGACUACUAUUACCACGCCGACAUCUUGUCGCAAGCUGUGCAGCAAGAGACGGCGCUGGAGAGAAUGAAGAUGGUGUUGAAGUGGUACCUGUCUGGAUUCUAUAAGAAACCCAAGGGUCUGAAGAAGCCGUACAACCCUAUCAUCGGGGAGACGUUCCGCUGCUACUGGGUGCACCCGGAGAGUCGCAGUAGGACGUUCUACGUGGCUGAGCAGAUUUCCCAUCACCCCCCAGUCUCUGCCUUCCACGUCACCAACAGACAAGACGGGUUUAACAUCAACGGCUGUAUCCUCGCCAAAUCCAAGUUUUACGGCAACUCUAUCUCGGCUAUUUUGGACGGAGUUGCAACCUUGACCUUCUUAGAACGCGGAGAGGAUUACCUCAUCACCAUGCCCUACGCCCACUGUAAAGGAAUUCUUCUGGGCACGCUGACGAUGGAGAUGGGGGGCAAGGUGUCCAUCGGCUGUCCAAAGACUGGCUACCAUUGUGACCUCGACUUCAAACUGAAGCCAUUCUUCGGCAACGGAGAGGCGGCUAACCGGAUCACGGGACGUAUCCGUAUGGGCACGGAGGUUCUGUGCACGUUCGAGGGACAUUGGGACCAGCAGAUCUACAUCAAGGAGAUCACAAACAGGGAACGCGUUGUCUUCUGGGACCCAUCGGUCGAGGUUCGCUCGAAGCGACUGAUCCGACACACCGUCCCCAUCGACCAUCAACAGGAGAAUGAAUCAGAGAGGUUUGUGGGACGCAUUUUUUGUUGGGUAAAAAUUAAAGCGGGAGAGAGAGAUUCUAUAUAUAUACAAUUUCCCGCCAGCGUUCGCCCAUGGGACCAGAUGACGGACUGCGUCCAGUACGAGAAGGACUUUGUGAUCCAGACCCAGACAGUGCACACCGUGCCCCUCCUGUGGCAGUCCUCCCAGCUGGUGCCACCGCCGCGCAUCAAACAGUACAGCCACGGGAACGUGUCGGAGGACAGCUACUCCUCUGAAAACUCUGACGAUAACACCACCCGGGAGAGAAACACCAACAGAAUGUCGAGCAUAUCCGACUCGGUCACGGCAAAAAGCAGCGCUCACCCAGCUCAAAGUCACCUUCAGCGCAAGGGAAGCUUCGACUCCACCAAGGGAGGCAGCCCGCAGAAACGCCUGGCGCACUCGGAGGCAGAGAACCGCAAGUCGGCCACACCCGAUAGUCUCCGGAGACAAUACACCAUUCCAGGUGCAGCUGGGGUUUUGACCGAGUCAACCAGCGCGGGCCGGAGACCCCACAAAGACCGCAACAGCCCGUCCAAACCGCCAGUCAGCAUCGAGAACGGAACGACGACCGCUACAAACAGCGCACGUAGUUUCCAGGUGCUCCCGCUGAAAGCCUCGGCCGCGUCCCAGCUGGCUCAGGAAGCGGCCGGGCGCGUAGACGCGAAUCUCCGCUGCGUCGCUCAACAACAACAGCAACAUCAUCAGACAACGGUGUCCCGCAGACACUCGCCUCCGUCCAUGUCGGGAGAACUAGGGGAAAACAGACAUGGGGUGGCGUUGUCUUCGUCUGCUGCGGUGGCAUCGUCGUACGACCUUCAGAUGCUGACCAAACUGGCGCAGAGGCAGCAGGAGAUGCAGGCAUCCCUCACGGAACUGGUGGGCCGCGUGGCCAACUUGCAGCAGUUGCAGCAGACGGCGUCUCGGCGGCCGGCCGGGCUGGGGGCGGACGGUUCAUCGUCGUCGUCAGACACGUCUGUGGUGUCCAGGGAGUGGCUGUUGGUCGCCAUGGUACUGGUGUUUCAGACGCUGCUGCAAUGGUACUUCUCCCGAUGAGGGGGCAGCGGUGGUGGUGGUGCUGCGUGCGUGCAAUAGCUGGAGUGGCAGUUCACGCUAACUACUCUAGAACUGUGGCGGUGAUUCACAUCUUGUAGAACUGCAGUGAUUCUCUACUGUUAAACUACCAAAGUGCACUACUGUAAAAUUGCGGUAGUCAACUUCUUUUAACCCUUUCCGUCACAUCUCACCGAUCGGCGAUGUUUACCACCCAUUUUUUUUUUUUAUCCCCAAAAUGCCUUUGCCUUUGAUGGCAAGGGUUUUUACUACAUGAGACUUGUGGUGGCAAAGUGGUUAACCGCAGCUCUACUGCAGAAAUGCGGUAAUGCAGCACUAUGGUACUGCAAAAUUGGGGUAAUGCACUACAGCAGAACUGCGUAUACUGUAAAACUGCGGUAAUACUCAGGAUAUAUAUGCCCUGCAACACACUCAGCUACAAAGAAGUACCAUUUUUUUUUGUACUGCAACACCCCCUCCCCCACCCCCACCCCCUGUGUACCUUCGUUUGUGUGGGUGGGUGGCACAGUGACAAAUGUACCAAGGCUACUACAGUGGACGUAUUUACUGGUUGAAGAGCGUUUGUUAUGCGGAGGUUUUACAGUAUUUCACCCACAUCCUCUUUUCUUUUUUUUUUUCUUUUUUUUUUUCUUUUUUUUUUUUUUUAUAAUGGUCACGUGAUUCGGGACCGUCUUCGUACAUGACUGUCGAAUUCUGUUCCCCGUCCAGUGUUCUUGUGUACUGAUCAUGAAGGACAGAGUUUGUCACCAUCACAGCUUUAUGCCGUCACUGUUUCUGGGAUUUGUGUGGCCUGUUCCUGGGAUUUGUGUGGCCUGUUCCUGGGCUUAGCCUCUGCAAAGUUUUUGUAUCAUGUAGUAGAAGGUAUAGGAAGGAAAAUGGGGGAGAGGGAGGGGGACUA
Aplysia californica (California sea hare) is the source of this 4992-nucleotide messenger RNA. RefSeq names its product oxysterol-binding protein-related protein 8-like. Gene Ontology annotation, molecular function: cholesterol binding. Lineage: Eukaryota; Metazoa; Mollusca; Gastropoda; Aplysiida; Aplysiidae. Bases 1146 to 4076 code for a protein of 976 amino acids. Gene Ontology annotation, cellular component: cytosol; membrane; intracellular membrane-bounded organelle. The record is from RefSeq and is a predicted model, not a curated record. The transcript has 19 exons.